AAUAUUCUUACACCAGAGGAUUGCCUCUCUCUCUCUCUCUCUCUCUCUCUCUCUGCCUCUUCUCUUUCUCUCUCUAUAUUUGUAUAUUGUUUCUUACCUACAGCUAGAAAUUCCAUUUCUUUUGAUUUAAUUAAAAAGGGAGGGGAAUAACCAAGAAAGAGAAAAGGAGAGAAGGACAACCUUUGGGGAGAAGAGAGAGAGAUGAUGAGCACCUCCUCUGUUUUAUUAUGAUUAUUAUGCAUAUGCCUCUUCUUAGAUCUUAGUUUCUUCCAUUUUCCCAGCUGGGUUUCUCUUCAAAUGGAAUGUCUGAGUGAGAUUUGAUAGAUUCAUGAAGGAUCCGAUGUUCCUGGAUUGAAUUCGACUAUACCCACCUUGUGUUUGAUCGGAGUCUUCACUGACUUCUGACUAAAUUUGGAUAAGAAAAUGGAAUCAGAUUUCGGUAAACUAUUCAUAGGUGGGAUUUCCUGGGACACGGAUGAGAAUCGCCUUAAAGAAUAUUUCGACACAUAUGGUGAAGUGGUGGAGGCAGUGAUUAUGAGAGAUCGAGCUACGGGUCGUGCUCGUGGCUUUGGUUUUGUUGUCUUUGCUGAUCCUGCUGUUGCUGAAAGAGUGGUUAAGGAGAAGCACAUGAUUGAUGGUCGAACAGUUGAAGCAAAGAAGGCUGUUCCAAGGGAUGAUCAGCACAUUUUAAACAGAAACAAUAGCAGCAUUCAAGGAUCUCCUGGUUCUGGCCGCACAAAAAAGAUUUUUGUAGGAGGUUUAGCAUCUUCAGUCACUGAGAGUGACUUUAAGAAGUACUUUGAUCAGUUUGGUACGAUCACUGAUGUUGUGGUUAUGUACGAUCACAACACCCAAAGGCCAAGAGGCUUUGGAUUCAUCACUUAUGAUUCCGAGGAAUCAGUGGAUAGGGUGUUGCAUAAAACCUUUCAUGAACUCAAUGGUAAAAUGGUUGAGGUCAAGCGGGCAGUUCCAAAAGAGCUAUCCCCCGGGCCCAGCCGGAGCCCUCUGAUUGGAUAUAACUAUGGUAUAAGUAGGGCCAACAGCUUCCUUAAUAGCUAUGCUCAGGGAUAUAAUCUGAGCCCUGUUGGAGGCUAUGGAGCCCGGAUGGAUGGUAGAUUUAAUCCAAUUGGUAGUAGUCGUAAUACUUUCUCUCCAUUUGGUUCUCUUGGUUAUGGAAUGGGUGUGAAUUUGGACCCGGGGCUGAGCUUGAAUUUUGGAGGAAGCUCAAACUUUAGUAAUAAUGUUGGAUAUGGACGGGUUUUGAGUCCUUAUUAUAGUGGCAAUUCAAACAGAUAUAGUACUCCCAUUGGAUAUGGUGUCACUAACGUUCGAAAUGAUUCUCUUUUAACCUCGCCGACUCGGAAUGUCUGGGGAAAUAGUGGCCUGAAUAAUGCUGCAAACACUGGUAGCCCUAAUAACUACUUGGGCUCUGGAGGUGGGAGUUUUGGAGUGUUUGGAAACAAUGGAGCGAAUUGGGGUUCUACUAUUUCUCCUCAAGGUGGUGGCAAUUCUUCUGGCUAUACCACUGGAACUAUAGGGUAUUCGGGUGGAGAAAACAACUAUGGAUUGGGCAGUGGAGGAUUUGGAAGAAACAGUGGCACAAAUGUAGCUGCAACAUCAUCAUUUGCUGUUUCGAGUGGUGGUUAUGAGGGGUCCUACGGAGACUUGUAUCGCGGUGAUUCAGUGUAUGGUGAUUCGACUUGGAGGUCUGCAUCUUCUGAGAUAGAUGGUUCGGGUUCGUUUGGUUAUGGACUCAGUAAUGCAACAGAUGUCUCAGCUAAAGGUUCUGAGGGUUAUGUCGGAAGUUAUAGCAUAGCAAAUAGACAGGCAAAUAGAGGAAUUGCUGCAUAGAAGACUUAAUGUUCAAAUAUCAGAAGGUAACUGUAGGCGAAAAGAUUCCAGUGAAACAUGUGAAGAGACUGAAUUUCAUACACAUCCCCUCAUAAAUUAAUACAUCAGAUUAUAAGGAAAUUGGUCAUAUAAAGCUAACGGGGGUCCCUGAUAUGAAAUAUACUUAUUCAGAGAGACCAAUUACAAGGGAUUUUGUGAAGGUUUGAAUUUGUUUUUUUAUUAGGUUUGUUUCUUGGAAUUUGAUUGAGAUGAAGAGUUGAGCAUCUCUCCGGCAUGGUACCACUGGUAGUACAUCAAAAAAUAGAGUAUUAAUUCUUUUGGUUUUAUUUGUUCUUUUUAUCCCUUGUGACGUGUGGCACAGUUGCUACUCUUGUCCGUACAUCCUUUUUUUUCUUCUCUGGGAUGUUUUUUUCUCUCAGAUUGUAUGUGAGGUUCUGCUUGAUUUUUACUAGUGUGAAACAUUAGAGGGAUACCGACCUUGGAUCCCCAUUAAAUAAAUUACUGAAUAUCCUGAUUCAUUUUCUACUA
Molecule: messenger RNA, 2379 nt
Organism: Camellia sinensis
Lineage: Eukaryota; Viridiplantae; Streptophyta; Magnoliopsida; Ericales; Theaceae
Product: heterogeneous nuclear ribonucleoprotein 1
Biological process (GO): regulation of translation
Molecular function (GO): mRNA binding
Source: RefSeq, a predicted model, not a curated record